GAGAGGAGGGAAAAAAGCAAAUCGCGGAAGAGAUUGUCUCCAGCCCUUCUAGUUUGACAAGUUUUUCCCGAGUUGUUAAAGAAGACACUGGAAGGAAAAAAAGAGGUGUAGGAACACGGAUCAGUCGGUCGCUUGAGGUCCGGUGUGUGUUGAUGAGGUAAGAGCAAACAUGGAAGGAGCUAUCAAGACAGUGGUGACGCAGUUCCUGAAAUCAGCAAAAGGCAAGGAGAACCUUGGAGGAAAGGACUUCCAAAGCCUAGUGAAGAACCAGCUGAAGAACAUAUUGACGGAUACAGAGAGCUCUGACGCCAUCAAAAAUAUGCGUCAAGGCCUUGAUGCCAACCAAGAUGGAAAAGUCAGCUUCCAGGAGUACAUGACGCUGAUUGGAUACUUGGCUCAGUCAGUCAGUCAGCAGCGUUGCACCAAGGAAACCCAAGCAGCGAGUUCGAGCCCAGAAACGCAGGCCGCAGCCCCCGAAGCCACGAAGCCUGAGCCUGAGAAUGAGAAAGAAGCACAACCUGUGAAAGAGGAAGAGCCAGCAAAAGAGCCAGCAAAAGAGCCAGCGAAAGAGCCAGCAAAAGAGCAGGAUGAGGCAGUGGAAGUGGUGGAAUUGGUAGAGGAAGCUGGAAAUGUAAAAGAGGUGAUAGAAGUAGAGGAGCGCACGUAGGCUCUUGAGACAGUUGAUGAAAACAUCUCAAGACCUUAUAUAUCCUUGAUUUUAUUCCAGUGUAUGUUUUACUAUUUCACAGCUAACAAAUUUGACCAACACUGCAAUUUAUACCACUAGAUAAAGCAUAAACCACUCAAUAUUAUUUGGAAGUCCUUUUGUCGAUUGUCUUAAAUGGUUCUUUUCAAAGCAGUCCUCAAACGGUCUCCAUCCCUCCACAUAAAUUCCAUUUUGCUCUAACAGUGAUGGAGCAAAAAUGUGGAAUGUCUGGUGGGGGGGUGAGAUGUGAGGACAGUUUUGAGAAUCACUGGUCUGAAUAGACUCAACUAACCAAAUGUAUAUGUGUUGUAUUUUAUGCAUUUAAAGACUUGUAUUCGGAUUUGUAUUUACAUUAAAACCUGGAUCUUUAAAUGUUACACAGUACCUCUACCAGUAUGUUUACAAAUGAUGCUUUCAUUGGCAUGUUCGAUUAAACAACCACUGUGUUCUUCAAAGAUAAUGGUACGCCCAUAUGUCACCCACUCACUCACCGACUAGAGUUUUCUAGAUGUUUUGAAUUAUUUAGGCCUUGUACACGGAGUUGUUUAGCAUGCAUGCUAACACAGUUUCACAGGUUCAUAACAUGUGCGGACUAAUAUUGAGCUGUAUUUUUCAUGACCACUGCCAAAUUUGAAUGAAAACUCAUUUGCAUGACAAUAAACAAACAUUUUUCUUGGA
Messenger RNA from Neoarius graeffei (lesser salmon catfish), 1384 nucleotides. It is a transcript of the gene s100u, whose product is annotated as S100 calcium binding protein U. The transcript is spliced from 3 exons. The record is from RefSeq and is a predicted model, not a curated record. Gene Ontology annotation, molecular function: calcium ion binding. Lineage: Eukaryota; Metazoa; Chordata; Actinopteri; Siluriformes; Ariidae. Gene Ontology annotation, cellular component: perinuclear region of cytoplasm. Bases 170 to 667 code for a protein of 165 amino acids.